Protopolystoma xenopodis is the source of this 508-nucleotide messenger RNA. The record is from the annotation of a GenBank genome assembly. NCBI's taxonomy places the organism in Eukaryota, Metazoa, Platyhelminthes, Monogenea, Polystomatidea, Polystomatidae.
CUCAUACUUGGCCAAUGUCUAUCUGUAUAUUUCAAUUCCCAACAACAAAAAACUAAAUUCUAUUGCAUGGAGUAAAGAAGAUGGAUUUAUUGCUUGUGGUGGAGAUGAAGGACUUUUAAAGGUUUUUAAACUUGAUGUCCAGAGGGAUUCUAAAAUCAAAGGUUUGGCCGCACAGACUAAUUUAGUAAUGAAUCAAACCCUUGAUGGACACGCUGGUACAUAUUUAGGAUUAUUAAUCCUUCAAAAUAAAGGUUCCGUUCGGUGGGAUAGUGACGGGCAACGGAUUUGUAUAGUGUAUGAUGAUGGUGCAGUGAUUGUUGGCUCCGUGGAUGGAAAUAGAAUCUGGGGGAAAGAAUUAAAAUGUGGUAGUUUGGUUGCUGUUGAGUGGUCUCCUGAUGGAAAAACAAUUUUAUUUGGUCUUGCAAAUGGGGAAGUUCACAUAUACGACAUUAUGGGGGCAUUUCGAAUUUUUCAAAAAGGUAAUAUAAUUAGUAAGUUGUUGCUUUGA